AUGUCACAGAAAAGGUCAUGGCGCAUUUACGGAACCCACGUUUAUCACGCAUUUUGGAGGCUAUGGAAUCUAAGAAAGAUUCCAUCUCCUUCUUUAUUACAAGAACAACCACUACCUCAGUCCGUUAGUCAUACUAUGGAAGCUGAUGUUCAACCAGUUGAUGACGGAAUACCAAAUCCAUAUUUGAGCGGUACUGGUUUUCAAGAAUUAACUCCAGAAGAAGACCUUACCAGACCAGGUCCUAGCAGUAGAGCAAGAUCCAAUUCAACUAGCUCGAAAUCAUCUUCUAGUUCAUCAUCUUCAAGUUCAUCAUCAACAAGUUCAUCUCAUCUAGUGCGUCUGAAUCGGAACACGUUGGCCAUUAAUAAUCGACCUAUUGCAACUGUAAUAGCAAAAAGGAACCAAGCGGGAACGAUUGAAGAAGAAAAAAGGGGUAAACAUGGAAAACAGUACAAAAUUAGCUCAGAUAUAAUUAAAGGAAUAAAAAACCACAUAGACUCAAUCCCAAGAAUUGAAUCUCAUUAUGUAAGACAACAAACGACUCGUGAAUUUAUUGAUGGGGGUAAAAACCUUACAGAUCUUUAUACUGACUACCAAACACAAUGCUUGAGUGAUGGUAUUGAAGCUGCUAAAAUUCAUACAUAUAGAAAAGUGUUUAAUGAUGAUUAUAACAUUGGCUUUCACACACCUAAAAAAGACCAGUGCGAACUAUGCAUUAGCUUUAAAAACGCUAUUGAUAAAACAAUAGAAUUACAAAACAGAUACGACCAACACCAGCUUGAAAAAGAAUUAUGUCGCCAGGAAAAGUCAAAUGACAAAACAAUGGUUAAGGAAAACUACAUUGUUGCCUGUUAUGACCUCCAGGCAGUGUUGCCUCUUCCGAAAGGAGAUGUUUCUACUUUAUAUUACAAGUGUAAGCUCAAUGUUUGUAAUUUUACUAUAAGUGAAUUAGCGAAAGACUAUUGUGAUUGUUUUGUCUGGAGCGAGGUCGAGGCAUUAAGAGGAGCUAACGAAAUAGCAACGUGUGUUUGGAAGUAUUUGACAAAGAUGGCAUCAGAAAUAAAUGACAAUAAUUUACGAAUCACAUUUUAUUCUGAUAAUUGCUGUGGUCAGCAAAAGAAUAAGUUUAUGUUUUGUAUGUAUUUAUAUGCCUUAUCUGUUCUUAAAAUUAAGUCUAUUACGCACAAAUAUUUAAUUAGUGGGCACACACAAAACGAAAACGAUUCUGUUCACUCUGUGAUAGAAAAAGCAGUUAAAAAGUGCUUACGUUCUGGUCCUUUGUACACACCAGAUCAAUACGUGACCAUUAUCAGAACUGCACGAAAGAAAGGCAAUCCUUACAAUGUUACCGAAAUGUGCUAUUCAGACUUUGUUGAUAUAAAAAAUCUUACAGAGAUAUGCGGUGCUCAAUUUUCAAAAAAUACUGAAGGCGGAACAGUUAAAAUGAGUGACAUUAAAAUAAUGAAAUUUGAAAAACAUCAAGAUUUCAACCAUGUUGGCAUUUAUUAUAAAACUUCCUACUCAGAUACAGAUUUCAAAGAAAUACAAUUCCGUAACAAUCGUUCGUCUCGAACACGUACUAGCACUGAUCUUCAAGAUUUCCAGUUGAAGCCUUUAUAUCAGUCUAGAUUAAAAUUAAGUGAUAGAAAAAACAGCGACCUAAAGAGUUUAAUUAACAGUAAUAUAAUACCACAGAGUUACGCAUUGUCAUAUUACAACAGCAUCUUGUUUUAG
This is a messenger RNA of Parnassius apollo (apollo), 1734 nucleotides long. The record is from the annotation of a GenBank genome assembly. Lineage: Eukaryota; Metazoa; Arthropoda; Insecta; Lepidoptera; Papilionidae.